This is a messenger RNA of Quercus robur (English oak), 648 nucleotides long. Its product is annotated as agamous-like MADS-box protein AGL61. The transcript has a single exon. The record is from RefSeq and is a predicted model, not a curated record. Gene Ontology annotation, molecular function: protein dimerization activity; RNA polymerase II cis-regulatory region sequence-specific DNA binding; DNA-binding transcription factor activity, RNA polymerase II-specific. Bases 1 to 648 code for a protein of 215 amino acids. Gene Ontology annotation, biological process: regulation of transcription by RNA polymerase II. NCBI's taxonomy places the organism in Eukaryota, Viridiplantae, Streptophyta, Magnoliopsida, Fagales, Fagaceae.
AUGGAGGGCAAAAAAACCAAGGGAAGGCAAAAGAUUGAGAUGAAGAUAAUAGACAAAGAGAGUGAUCGCAUGGUUACUUUCUCAAAACGUAGGUCUGGUAUCAACAAAAAAGCUAGUGAGUUGGUGACACUGUGUGGUGCUGAGAUUGGUAUGGUAUUUUUCUCACCAGCAGGAAAGCCGUUUUCAUUUGGUCAUCCCUCAGUUGAGUCUGUGGCCAACCGCUUCUUACAACAAAACCCUCCACAAGCCCAAGGUGAUAGUACCCGCCCUUUAAUGGAGGCUCAAUGGAGGUUGAGAAUCAAUGCGCUCAACCAACAAUGCGAUGAGCUUUUCAGGCAACUCGAGGCUGAGAAAAAGCGAGAAAAGGUACUCCAGGAACUGAAAAAGGCAAGAGGAAGCAACGGCUGGUGGGAGGUUCCUACUAAGGAGCUUAACUUUCAACAGCUACAACAAAUGAACGAAUCAUUGAAGGAGUUCCACAAAAAUCUGUGCACUAGUAUGAAGGAGAAGGUUAUAGCUGGGUUACCCUCUUCUUCUUCUUCUUCCACCUUUCUUGCUGAUAUUCCUGCGCAAGGAGCCAUCCCCUUUGCCCCUAAUGACAAUGGAACUAAUCCUCCAAGCUUUCCUCCUGGCUAUGGCUAUAAUUAA